ACAAACAAACAACAACGAGGAAAAUACGUUUUGGCUUUUAAUUUAACAAAUUGUAUUGCAUUUAAGCAAUUAAUAUGGCAUCGAAGAGAAAACAUAGCUCAGGCAUUACCGAAAGCGAAACGUUUAUUAAAAAACACACUUUAGAUUCGGAUGAGGAAGAUUCUGAUGAUUACGAGCGUGAUAACCUUAAUGAUAGCGACAUUGAGGGCGGCGAGGAGGGAGUUGGAAAGGUGGAGGAUGAUGUCAAGAUAACACCUUUUAAUAUGCGCGAAGAGCUAGAGGAGGGACACUUUGACAAAGAUGGUCACUACCACUGGAAUAAAGAGGCGGAAAUUAAGGAUAACUGGUUGGAUAACAUUGACUGGGUGAAGGUUGAAAAAAGUAAAAACUACUUUGAUCCCAAGAAGGAGGACGAGAAUUCCGAUGAUGAUAGCUUGCCUGUACCUUUAUUCAACCUGACAAUGUCACUAACAAAAAUGCUGGACUAUAUGAAGCCCGGUGAGACUAUUCAAAUGGCCUUGCAAAGAUUGGGAAAGAAACGACCCAAGCUAUCCACGCUUGAGAAAUUGAAACAAAAGAAAGCUGGCAUUGUGAGUAGCGAAACUCAAGACAUUGCCAAGCUAACCGAACUGGCAAAUGAAGUACUUACAAAUACAGGGAACAUGGAUAUAUAUCAGGAGUCCUAUGAAAAGAUCAAGAGUCAACUUUGUAAUUUACCAAGCACCAGCAAAGCGGCUGGCGAAUCAUUUGAUAUGUAUGCAGAUGACUUUGAGGAAAAAGAGUCCAAAUCCAUACAGUUCAAGCACCCGGAGAAGGUAGAGGAGCCAGCUACAAACGAAAUAAAAUGGGAGUUCAAGUGGAAGCAAGCAGAUGAGGAAAUACAGGGGCCAUAUAGCACAGAGAAAAUGUUGAAGUGGUCUCAAGAGAAAUAUUUUAAAGAAGGUGUUUACGUCCGAAAAGUUGGAGAGUCUUCCAACUUUUAUUCUAGCAAUAGAAUAGAUUUUGACUUGUAUUUGUAAAUAAGCUUAGUGCAUUCAUACAUUGUUGCUGA
Molecule: messenger RNA, 1051 nt
Organism: Drosophila busckii
Lineage: Eukaryota; Metazoa; Arthropoda; Insecta; Diptera; Drosophilidae
Gene: holn1
Product: CD2 antigen cytoplasmic tail-binding protein 2 homolog
Exons: 3
Coding region: 75-1019 (314 amino acids)
Cellular component (GO): U5 snRNP
Molecular function (GO): protein binding
Source: RefSeq, a predicted model, not a curated record